AUGGCACAAGUUCCUCCAUCCCCACACACAGACACGGAGCAGCGUCCUCAGUACUCAAACUCAGCCAUGGGGCAGCAUAAUCAUCCACACAUCCAGCACCCUCUUUAUCCACACAUCCACACGGCACAGAUCUCUUCACAGCCUCCCUUAGAUGAGCACACAGUCAUGACAGGCAGCACCCAUCUGCAAACUGAGCAUGCUCCAGUUAAAAGGGCCAAACUAACAGAUGACGAUGUCCUCACCAGAGUACUGAUGACUCAUAAAGCCAGCAUGAAGAGGAGGUUUGAGAACAUAUCUGAAGGCAUCAUAAGGUCAGGGACUCAAACACUCCUGAACAAGAUCUACACAGAGCUCUACAUCACAGAGGGAGAGAGUGAAGGGGUGAAUAAUGAGCAUGAGGUUUGGCAGGUAGAGUCAGCAUCCAGACCACAAACGACAGAAGACACAGCAAUCAACUGCAAUGACAUCUUCAAGCCUUUACCUGGACAGGAGAGACACAUCAGGACAGUCAUGACCAAGGGGAUCGCUGGUAUUGGAAAAACUGUCUCAGUGCAGAAGUUCAUCCUUGACUGGGCAGAAGAGAAAGCUAACCAGGAUGUAGAUUUCAUGUUUGUGCUUCCGUUCCGUGAGCUGAAUCUGGUCAAACAUGAUCAGUACAGUCUUCACAGGCUCCUGCUUGACUUCCAUCCUGAGCUUAAAGAGCUACAGAAUGGUGAAUACAAAGACUGCCACAUUGUGUUCAUCUUUGAUGGUCUAGAUGAGAGUAGACUUCCACUGAAUUUCCAAGACAACCAGAAGUUGUCUAAUGUGACACAAACAUCAUCAGUGGAUGUGCUGAUGACGAGUCUCAUUCAGGGAACACUGCUUCUCUCUGCUCUCAUCUGGAUAACCUCCCGACCAGCAGCAACCAGUCAAGUCCCUUCUCAGUUUGUCAGUCAGGUGACAGAAGUACGAGGGUUCAAUGACCCGCAGAAGGAAGAGUACUUCAGGAAGAGGAUCAGUGACCAGAAUCAAGCCAACAAAAUAAUCGCACACAUUGUGGAAACCAGGAGUCUCCACAUCAUGUGCCACAUGCCAGUGUUCUGUUGGAUCUCAGCCACUGUCCUUCAGCAGAUACUGGAACAGGAUGAUGGGAAGGAAGCCCCCAAAACACUGACUGAAAUGUUCAUACACUUUCUGCUCAUCCAGACCACCAGGAAGAACCAGAAGUAUCAAGAGGAAAGUGAGACAGAUCAACAGAGGCUCCUGGAAUCACAUAAGGAUGUCAUAUUGAAACUGGCAGAGCUGGCCUAUAAGCAUCUGGAAAAUGGCAAUCUCAUGUUCUAUGAGGAAGACCUGAGAGAGUGUGGCAUUGAUGCCAGUGAAGCUUCAGUGUACUCUGGCAUGUGCACUGAGAUCUUCAGGGAGGAAUGUGUGUUUCAUCACAAGAAAGUCUACUGCUUUGUCCAUCUGAGCAUCCAGGAGUUUCUUGCUGCACUUCAUUUGUUUGCCUCCUACUUGAAUGAGCUGCUGAAGAAUGCUGUGAACAAAGCUUUGGAAAGCAAGAAUGGACACCUUGAUUUGUUUGUCCGCUUCCUUCAUGGCAUUUCUCUAGUGUUAAAUCAGAGACUUUUGCUUGGCCUCCUGACAGACACACACAGCAAACCAGAGAGUGUGAAGAAAACAAUUAAGAACCUGAAGAUGAUGCAGAGAUCAAAUAUCUCCCCUGAGAGGUGCAUCAAUCUGUUCCACUGCCUGGUGGAAAUGCAUGACUCUUCUGUCCAUGAUGAAAUCCAGGCUUUCCUGAAGGCAGAGAAAGGUGCCGUGAAACAGCUCACACUGGCUCACUGCUCAGCCUUGGCUCAUGUGCUUCUGAUGUCUGAUGAGGUGCUGGAUGAGUUUGACCUGAGCAAAUACAAAACCUCUCCAGAAGGUCGCAGGAGACUGGUUCCAGUCGUGAGAUGCUGCAAAAAGGCUCUACUUGCUGGCUGCAAUCUAACAGAGACGUCUUAUGAGAUUGUGGCCUCAGCUCUGCAGUCUGGAAACUCCCCCUUGAGAGAGCUGGACUUGAGUCAGAAUGACCUGCAAAAGUCAGGAGAAAAGCUGGUGUCUGCUCUUCAAAGUCCAAACUGCAAACUGGAAACACUGAGACUGUCUGGUUGUCUCAUCACACAUGAGGGCUGUUCUCUCUUGUCCUCUGCCCUCAAAUCAAACCCCUCCUACCUGAAACAGCUGGAUCUGAGCUACAAUCACCCAGGAGACUCAGGUGUCAGCGAGCUCACAGACAGACUGAAUGAUCCCGGCUGUAAACUAGAGACGUUGAGGUAUGACCAUGGAGGAGAGUGCAGGAUUAAACCAGGACCCAGAAAAUAUGCCUGUGAGCUCACACUGGACCCAAACACAGCGUACAGAUUUCUCUCUCUCUCUGAGGGGAACAGAAAGGUGACACGUGUGAGUGAGCGGCAGCCGUAUCCUGACCACCCAGAGAGAUUUGACUACUUGGAUCAGGUGCUGUGUAGAGAGGGUCUGACUGGACACCAUCCAGAGAGAUGUGACAGUCUGGGUCAGAGUCUAGUCAGCACGGGUCAGUCUGGACGCUACUACUGGGAGGCUGAGUGGAGUGGUAAUAGGGAUGAGGUAGCAGUGGCCUAUAAAAGCAUUGAGAGGAAAGGGGGCGGGGCCAGCAGCUUGUUUGGAUGUAAUGCCAAGUCCUGGAUGCUGCACUGCUCUAGUAACAGUUACUCUGCCAGGCACAAUAAUAAGGAGACUGCCAUACCUGCCCCCUCCUCCCGCUCCAGCAGAGUAGGAGUGUACCUGGACUGGCCAGCAGGCACUCUGUCCUUCUACAGCGUCUCCUCUAACACACUCACCCACCUGUACACGUUCCACUCCACAUUCACUGAGCCCCUCUAUCCUGGGUUUUUGACCUACUCCUCAGUGUCCCUGUGCCAGAUCACAUGACCUCCUAAUCCUGCAGCAGAGGAGAGCCACACAUUUUUGUUUACACACUCCUGUGUGUGUGUGUGUGUGUGUGUGUGUGUGUGUGUGUCUGUGUGUGUGUGUGUGUGUGUGUGUGUGUGUGUGUGUUUCUUCUCUUGCCUCAUCUGUGUAGCAUUUUCCCUCUCACUGUUCCCCCUGUGUUUGCUGCUCCCUCUGUUACUCUCUUUUAUCGGUGUGUGUGUGUGUGUGUGUGUGUGUGUGUGUGUGUGUGUGUGUGUGUGUGUGUGUGUGUGUGUGUGUGUGUGUGUGUGUGUGUGUGUGUGUGUGUGUGUGUGUGUGUGUGUGUGUGUGUGUGUGUGUGUGUGUGUGUGUGUGUGUGUGUGUGUGUGUGUGUGUGUGGUGUUUGUGUGUGUGUGUGUUUUGUGUGUGUGUUCCUUGUCUUGCCUCCUCUGUGUUGCAUCUUCUUUCUCACUGUUCCCCAUAUGUUUGCUGCUCCCUCUGUUUCUGUGUGUGUGUGUGUGUGUGUUUGUGUGUGUGUUUGUAUGCUUAUGUGAGUGUGAGUGUGAGUGUGAGUGUGUGUGUUCCCUCCCUUUGCUUCUGUGUUAUCAAUUUCAAUUGAAGUAUCCAAACUAGACCAAACUAUCAGAUAUCAGAUGCUGUGUUGAAUUUCUUACAAUAUGAACCUCAUAUAUUGUAUGUGUUCUGAAGAUUAAAAGAUGAACAUACAGUGAGAGUGGACAGGUUUUCUCAGGGCUGGGAGUGUUGAUCCACCGUUAUUUUACAUAUUAUAUUCUGAUAUGCUCGAGAGUGAGAGGGAGGGAAGGGGAGUCCUUUUAUUUGGUAUGUAAUCAGUUGGUUGAAAUGUCUUUGGU
Molecule: messenger RNA, 3791 nt
Organism: Sardina pilchardus (European sardine)
Lineage: Eukaryota; Metazoa; Chordata; Actinopteri; Clupeiformes; Clupeidae
Product: NLR family CARD domain-containing protein 3-like
Exons: 7
Coding region: 1-2940 (979 amino acids)
Biological process (GO): intracellular signal transduction
Molecular function (GO): protein binding
Source: RefSeq, a predicted model, not a curated record